UUGUAUUUUCUUUCAGCUCGUUUUUUUUUAAAACAAAAACUCUCUUUCAUCUUAUAGUUCACCCGCAGAGUAAACCCAAAAAUUUAUGUAAUUUUCUAUAGAUUCUGCUCGCACUAUGCAAUUAGCUCUUCAUUCAAAGGUAAUUGACUUUAGGCUCCGCCUACUCUUACGGCUAGUACAAAUACCGAUGACUUGUAAUAGAACAAUGACCAUUUGAGAAGACACGUGCUGCAAUCAUCAUUAUCAUCGUCGUUGUCGUCAUGCUAUCUUGUUCGGAAGAAAUCUUAAAAAAGAAUAAUAAGAGAAUGGUUCGUCGUCCGUACAUUCCUCAUGCGGAGAGGCCUGAAAAAUCCGUGGUUAGGAGAAAUCAGAGAGAGAGGAAGAGAAUGGAAGGUUUAAAUGUAGCCUUUAAAGAUCUUCAGAAUAGAAUUCCAUUAUUAAAGAGAUCUGAAAAAAGGAUACCCAAAGAAAAAAUAUUACGAGGUGCAGCGGCUUAUAUAAAGCAUUUAACGACAAUGCUUACCACAACCGGUGAAAUGUUUAUCGAUGAAAAUGCUCCUGGUUUGGGAAAAUGGUGCGAAAAACGACAUUCCGAUAGCGACGAAAGCGAAAAUUUUGAUCUGAGUAGCUUAGAGAGCAGCGAAGAAACUCUAAAAUUUAUCGAAUCUCUAUCAGAAGUGACAAACUGUGAUUUUUCAUACCAAAGGGAGUUCAUAUGAGAUUUUUUUAUAUCUUUCUUCAAAUCUUAAAAAAGAACUGAUUAAUCUAUGAAUCUA
Dimorphilus gyrociliatus is the source of this 776-nucleotide messenger RNA. The record is from the annotation of a GenBank genome assembly. NCBI's taxonomy places the organism in Eukaryota, Metazoa, Annelida, Polychaeta, Dinophilidae.